Molecule: messenger RNA, 1308 nt
Organism: Neohortaea acidophila
Lineage: Eukaryota; Fungi; Ascomycota; Dothideomycetes; Mycosphaerellales; Teratosphaeriaceae
Exons: 1
Coding region: 378-1262 (294 amino acids)
Molecular function (GO): metal ion binding
Source: RefSeq, a predicted model, not a curated record
GACCUUGUCCGUUUUGCUUACAACAGCACAUUAAUCAUGCGCUUUGUGCAUAUACUCGAAACACCAAUAUCUUAAAUAUACAGUUUCCGGCUGCUGCAAGGAUCGUGACCAUGACUAGACAUCAUGCAACGCAGGAGUUCGUCGAUGUCCGUGGCUUGCAUUCCAUGCCGGCAGCAUUGCGGCAUCUUCCCGGUCUUUGCAUGCAACGUAUCGAUCUUUGCACACGAUUCUUUGAGCAGUAUUACUUGCUGAUUUCUGGUACUCAUUCUAUGACGGACAACAUAUAGCAAACUCACAAUCAGCAUGAUACAUAAACACAUCGACGCAGAUAUGGCCAUAUCAACAGAUCUCGCAACAUAUACGCGCUCUCGAUUACAAUGUCUGGGCCCCAGAUACCGCCGAAGGAGUCUUCACAGCAAGUGAAUCAACAGCUGAUCCAGUCUGUGCAGCGCGCUCUUCUAGAUACUCGGAAUUUGAUCAGAGACACGCCUCCACAAGGUCUUUUCCCAUCCUUGCUUCAUCGGGUAAGCACCGUUUGCGAUCACGGCGUUGCAGAGCUCCAGAGACUCUCGGACAGGCUUGACAUCCUGGGCCAGGUCAGUUGUCUCGUUGGCCACCAACCAGGUCCGCGGGAACCGGUUCGAACGCCAUGCUUACAUUGGCAUUGCGAACAAUGUCUCGUGGACUGGCUGGAUGCGCGACCACGGCUAUCGUGCCCACUCUGUGGACUUGAGAUGAGCAGCAAGGAUGAUCUACGCUAUCUGGAAGAUGCUGUGGAGGGCCUCGAGCGUAGGCGGCACGGGCAGCUGGUGGAGAUUGAUCCGAUACCCCUAGCACCGCCUUUGGGGCCACCGCCAUUUGUGCCCCGGCGAGCACCACCGUCGAUAAAAUCGCCUGUGGAGCUGCCGGCAGAAGUGCCAGCGGAACUGCCGGCGGACCCGAUUGCGGAGGAACUCGUCCAGCCAUUACAAAGAGUUCCUGCCCGGGCCAACAAUCGCGCGCAAUCCGCUCCAGGCGCGGCAUCUUCUGGCUCACAAUCUCCAGCGCAGUACGACCCGCUGCAAUCGCCACUCCCGGCUCCUCAACCCAAGCGGCCGCUGCCGUGGGACGUCAUCAAAGAAUGGACCACGGCCAAUGAUACCUGUUCAAUCGAUCCGCAAAUGCUAUCACUUUCCCCACGAGCGGAUAGCGCAUCUGUGAGAGCGGGGAAGAGGAAGGCUGGACCACAUGAUAAUUGGAAAGACACGGAGGGCAAGCGCUGAGGUGUCUAUUCUGCGCCUGCAUUAUAUUGCUACGAAGCGGUCUAUC